This is a messenger RNA of Tarenaya hassleriana, 1250 nucleotides long. RefSeq names its product probable 6-phosphogluconolactonase 5, chloroplastic. Gene Ontology annotation, biological process: carbohydrate metabolic process; pentose-phosphate shunt. The transcript has 4 exons. The coding region runs from base 111 to 1061 and encodes 316 amino acids. Gene Ontology annotation, molecular function: 6-phosphogluconolactonase activity. NCBI's taxonomy places the organism in Eukaryota, Viridiplantae, Streptophyta, Magnoliopsida, Brassicales, Cleomaceae. The record is from RefSeq and is a predicted model, not a curated record.
GAAUGAGCAUUUCUCUCUCCUCCUGAUGAAGACGACUGUGCCAAAUCUUCGCAUCAAAUUCCUCGCUCCUUCUCCGCGUCCUAUAAGAACCCCGCUCUUCCACUCCCUCCAUGGCGUCUUCGUCUUUUUCUUCUCUUCGUUCGCUCCUCUUCUCUUCUCCCAUUUCUCCCUCUCCUCGUUUCUUUCCUUCUAGGCUCGAUUUCUCUCGCUCUCUCUCCUUCGGUUUCGAAUCGGCGGCAGUUUCGUCGAUCGGCGGUGGGUCUUUCCGGAAUCUGGUCGUUAGCCGGAGAAAGGCGUUGGAGGCAACAAGCAUGGCGGCGGAUAAGCGGAGGGUGGAGGUGUUCGACGGCGAGGAGGACCUUGCGGUGGCCCUGGCCAAAUACACCGCCGAUCUCUCCGACAAGUUCUGCAAGGAGAGAGGCGCUUUCACCGUUGUUCUCUCCGGCGGCUCACUGAUCAAGUCGCUCAGGAAAUUGGCAGAACCUCCUUAUGUGGAUUCAAUCGAUUGGUCAAAGUGGCACAUUUUCUGGGUGGACGAGAGGGUUGUUCCCAAGCAUCACGUCGACAGCAACUACAAACUGGCUUAUGACGGCCUUCUCUGCAAGGUCCCGAUUCCGGAUGGUAACGUGUACGCCAUCAAUGAUGCCCUCAAUGCCGAGGGUGCAGCUGAAGACUACGAAACCUGCAUCAAACAACUGGUGAAGAACAACAUCAUCCUCACAUCUCAAUCAUCCGGCUUCCCGAAAUUCGAUCUCAUGCUUCUGGGUAUGGGACCUGAUGGCCACCUCGCGUCACUCUUCCCGGGACAUCAUCUCUGCAACGAGAACAAGAAAUGGGUGACCUGCAUCACCGACUCUCCGAAACCGCCACCCGAGAGAAUCACCCUCUCCUUCCCUGUGAUCAACUCGGCCGGAUACAAUGCCAUGGUGGUUUGCGGUUCUGGGAAAGCCGAAUCAGUGGAGAAGUCUCUGAAGAGCACUGGGAAUUUACCUGCUGGUUCCCUUGCAGCUGAGGACGAACUGGUUUGGUUUCUGGACAAAGCAGCGGCUUCGAAGCUGUGAAGUGAAGUGUUCCUCCCCUAACGCAUCUUAAUUUGUGACCGUAAAGAUGCAAAAACUAUAUCGGACUGUGUCGGUAAUAAGCUUGGUUUGCUUUUAUGGUUAUGGUAGCAAAUCUGAUGCACGAAUAAUGAAAUUGUAGUUUCAGAAAUGAAUAUUAUGAUUUAUGAGAGAAUAAUGUAUGUGUGAUGA